Notothenia coriiceps (black rockcod) is the source of this 759-nucleotide messenger RNA. Its product is annotated as vacuolar protein sorting-associated protein 13C-like. The record is from RefSeq and is a predicted model, not a curated record. The transcript is spliced from 6 exons. Lineage: Eukaryota; Metazoa; Chordata; Actinopteri; Perciformes; Nototheniidae. The annotation marks the transcript as partial.
AUGACUCAGAUAGAGAUAAACACAUCUAUCAUGACUCAGCUAGAGAUAAACACAUCUAUCAUGACUCAGAUAGAGAUAAACACAUCUAUCAUGACUCAGAUAGAGAUAAACACGUCUAUCAUGACUCAGCUUGUGCUGGAGAAGAUUGUCUGGACGACGCUGCAGCCAGGCUCCUCCCACAUUGAGAUCCUGCAGCCAAUCAACGUCGAGUUGCUCGUCACCAGAAACAUGGCCGCCUCCUGGUUCACUAAGAUCCCGGGGGUCCAAGUGCAGGGAAUCCUACGUUCCCUGAAGAUGAGUCUGGGUGAGGAAGACCUCAGGGUGCUGAUGAAGAUCCUGGUGGAGAACAUCGGGGAAGGAAGUGAAACACACAGCAUUGACGCCAAAACACAGGUGGCUCAAGAGGGGGGGGGACAUCCUGAGCAGCAGGUGGAGCAGUCGUCCAAUCAGACAGGGUCUGACAGCGCCUCACAUGCCACCAAUGGCGCUCUGACAGAGAACACCGUCAACGUCCUGCUGAACUUCGAAAUCAAAGAGGUUCUGCUGACGCUGAAGAAGCAGGAAGUGGCGUUCCUGGUGUUCCAGGCGGCUCAGCUGGGCAUCAACACCAAAGUGAGGAAGUUUGACACGGUGGCAACAACCUUCAUCAACCAGAUCUCCCUGAGCUGCCCAGAGUUCAAAGACUCAAGCGGCGCCGCGUUGUGUCUCAUCAGCUCCUCGGGGUCCGGAUCGGAGCUGCUCAAAGUGCAGUACUUCAAG